UAUAAAUCCUAAAAAGGAUAUUUCACCCAAAAAAACAUUGUCAUUGUUUACUCCCCUCAUGUCAUUCCAAACCUGUCUGACUUUAAUUAUUUUGUGAAACACUAAAAGAGAAAUGUUGAAGACUUGCUCCGUGGGGCUGGAGCUUUUAAGUAAAAGUAUCAUAAUAGUUGUCCACAUAACUUCCACAGUAAACAGCAAGCAUGACAUUUUCAACGCCUAUACGCAUUACGUGAAGUCAUGGACGUGCAUAGCACAACAGUGCAAGGCGAGCAUUUCUGUUUAUAAAGCAUGUACUUUUUGAGGGUCGUUAGUAUGUUCUUAUUAAUGUCAGGGAAAUUUCACAUCUCAUUUAAAAUGUUCACUGACAUUUGACCUGUUUUUAGAUGUUUUUGAUGAUCAGUUCCUCUUGCUUUUGUGUUCUCCAUAACCACAAUGUCAAAUGUCCUCCCAGCUGAUACCAUUUCUCCCUCCGCUGGCAGAACUUCCCUUAAAUCCCUUGCUCUUUUCUUCUUUGCUUUUCAUUAUCAAACGCAAGCCCCCACACACACUUUACACUUUGACCUCUGCUUUAAGGAAUGAUAGGCAUCCGUCUGCGUCUAUGCUGAUCUGCUUUGCAAGCUCGUUUAUAGAGUGGAGGGGAGAGAAAGUGCUAUGGAGGGAGGGUCCCAUGUGAGAGAGGGAGAGGGGGAGGAGAGAGUUGCAGGAGGAGGAGUGGAGGAAAAAAGAAGAGCUGUUGGCAUGAGAUCCACUCAAAGAAGAAGGAGAACAUUGGGAGUUUGGGAACAUUGACUUGGAAAGUGGAAGGAAGCAUGAAAUCGACAGAAGGUGACAGGAAAGGGGUGCUUUGAAGCCAAAAGAAAAAGCGGAAGGUUUGAGGGAAACUGGAUUGCCGCUGCUGUCCACUGGGGUGCACCUGGGCAGGAGCUGCAAACAGAGGCCCUUUGGGGUCUGGAGCAUGGGACAGACGUUCCCUCUAGAGACUGCACCUCAAAACUCCUGCGCACACUUGGAUGAUGAAGGUGACCUCCAGUACAGCAGCACAGGGAGCGAAGAGGGUACGGCAGGGGACAGCACCCCUCCUCCCAAGCGCAAGGGCAAGUUCUCUACCCUGGGUAAGAUCUUCAAACCCUGGAAGUGGAGGAAGAAGAAAAGCAGCGAGAAGUUUAAGGAAACUUCAGAAGUUUUGGAAAGAAAGAUGUCGAUGAGGAGGCCAAGACAGGAACUGAUCGAGCAGGGAGUGCUCAAGGAGCUUCCUGACAAUGGUGAGGCCCAUGGCCACAAGACACCUUAUGUGAAGAAUGGUCACACUCUGCCUGUAGGAGUUGGUGGAGGUCUGGGGCUAGAGCAGAUUCACUCGCCCUCUGAGUCUGAAUUUAGAGUCAAUCCUGUCUGGCUGCCACAGCACGAUGACCGGAGAGGUCGUACCCCUUCUGACGGGGAGCAUCGUGGAGCAUUGGGUCAGCGGGCAUCCAAUCAGGAUGAAGGCAGGAGAAUUGGCUGGUCUGUUGGGACAGAGGACUGGAAAUCUAAUCUGGCCUGGCAGGGAGAUGAUAUCCGACAUGGAGGAAGACUGCAUGUUGAAAUGGACAAGAGGCCUGGGCUAAUGAAAGCCCCCUCUGAGGAUGGGCGGAGGACUCGCCCCGAACCGGACUGGAAGCCAACGCUUCCUCGCCACUCGUCUGUCGAAGAGGGAAGGGGAAGACUAGAGUCUGAUAGCAGUCAAUAUGUUCCUAACUCUGAGGUUUUGAGGGACACACUACGAGAGCCUUUGCCCCCCAAGCAGUCCAUCAUGCCCCCCAAAUGGCUGAUGACUUCCACCCCGGAAUCUAGUGUUGAGAGCUUGCCCCGCACCCCAGUCCACAACCCCGCAACUGCUUUCUCUUCUUCCUCUGCCUCCUCCAACUCCUCCUCCUCAGCUGUCAGCACGGCUGGAAGACCACUACGAAACGUAUCCUCCGCUGGCGCCAACACGCAGGCCUCCAGCAGCUCUCCCCUUACCACUUCUUCAGCACCAUCCUUUAUGAGCAAUGUCCCAGCCCAGCCCAAACAGCCCCCUCUCCCUCCACCCAAGCCAAUCAACCGCAGCAACAAUCCCGCCAUGUUGGCCUCCACCCUGCAUGGGGGUGACGGCAGCGAUUUCCCCCUCUACUGGUCCUGCUGGAAGCGUGAGGGUGACCAUGACGUCUACCUGUCCCUGCCUGUAUACCUCUGCCGGCGGGCAGGAGGCAUGCGCACAGCUGAACUCAGUCAAGGAGGUGUCAACCUAGUACCAGCAAAGCCCUCGCCCCCUAUGCCCCCAAAAAGAACCACGCCUGUCACCAAACGCAAUGCAGAGGACUCCCCUCUGACCAUUUCCUCCCUUCCCUCCAUUCUGUCCGAGGACAUGAGGGCCAACAUCCCUGGGGGCUACCAGCUGCCCCCACCUCCCCCAUCCCCACCUCUCCCCACACACAUCCCCCCUUCCCCACCACGGGCCCACACCCAUCAUCUCCUCCACCAACACUCCUACCCCUACCACCUGCCACAGCCACUUCCUGUCCACUUUGACCCUCCCAGCCCUCCAGAGGAACCGCCAGCCCGUCAAGCCCCUGUUCCCUUACACAUCAUGAUCCAGAGGGCGCUCAGUAGCCCAGGACCUGCUCUCCCACACCCAGAUGGCUCCCAGCGUGCCCACUCACUUCUGUUUGAGACGCCACCAGAGUACCAGGGCAGCCGCCCACUGCCAGUCACCAUCCAGCCUCUCAAACUGGAUGAAGAUGACUACUCUGAUGAAGAGGAGGAGGAAGAGGACGAUGAUGAUGAGGAUGAGGAACCUCCAUCUGAUCACCUCCCAUCCCCUCAGUCCCAGCCAGAACUUGAGCCUCGUAGCCGCAGAUGCUUGGUGGGGGAUCUGAACGUCAGCAUCAUCCCUGAAGGAAACAACAGCAGCGAGGAGGAGGAAGAUGAGGAAGAUCAGCAGCCAGAGGAGAGUGACUCGGACGGGCCAGUGCUGUACCAGGAUGAUGAAUCGGAUGAGGAAGAGGAUGACGACACCCCACCAAGUGCUCUGGCCAGCAGGGUGAAAAGGAAGGACACGUUGGCGCUGAAGUUGAGCAGUCGGCCCUCUGCCCCAGACAGGCAGGCUCCUGAGAGGCAGGCCAAAGUAGAGCACAUGGGUCUAUCGUGGCAGAGCAAGGAGCAGUGGGAGGCCAUCCGCACACAGAUUGGUACCGCACUCACACGGCGAUUGAGUCAGAGACCUACUGCUGAGGAGUUGGAACAGAGAAACAUUCUCCAGCCCAAAAAUGAAGCAGACAGACAAGCAGAGGUCAGGGAGAUCAAGCGCAGACUCACCAGAAAGUUGAGUGAACGACCGACUGUAGCCGAACUACAGGCACGAAAAAUAUUACGUUUCCACGAGUACGUGGAGGUCACAUGCGCUCAGGACUACGACCGCCGUGCUGACAAGCCAUGGACCAAACUCACUCCCGCAGACAAGGCCGCUAUUCGUAAAGAGCUCAAUGAGUUUAAGAGCUCCGAGAUGGAAGUGCACGAGGAAAGCAGAAUUUACACAAGAUUCCAUCGUCCUUAACAGUGUCUUUUAACUGGAAAAUGCAGCACUUAAAGGCCGGUGGAUAUUGGGAUAGUAAUGGCUGUUUUUUUGGUGAGGAGCCUCAGGGUGUCCGAGCUCCUUCAGACUGCUUUUACUAUGAAUGUACUUCUUCAGAUUCACAGGGAGCAUUCAGAAACCAAUGAAGAAAACAAAACCUACCGUUUCUCAGUUGUCCACCCACUGACGUGUGGGACGGGUGACCUCUGGGGGACAGAUGCAGUAUUACUCCUGGACUUCAGGAGGGACCCAUGUGCCAAGACAGAGAGGCGAUGAAGGACUUAUUAGAGGAUGUUACUUGUGCCAAUGGCAGAUAUUCCUCUCUCUACUCUCUGAAUGGCCUUUUUCUGCUUUUACUUCGUAUGAUAAACUUUAUUUCCUUUCAGGGAAGUGUAACAAAGUAAAAAAUAAUAGUAAUAAUAAUGAUGUGACGUUAAAAAAUACAGUAAUACUACAGUAAGUGUUAGUUACUGAGCAUAUAGCGGGGGCAGACCGAAGAACUGCAAGAGUAAGGCCCGAGUCUGAAUGAUAAUUGUGCAUUUGUAUAUGUUUGUAUAGGCUGCUGUAAUUUUUCUCUUAGUUUGACUCUUUGGAACGCUCAUAAUGUUAGAAACUUUAAGGCACAAGCUUUGGCUUUGGCCCUCUUUAUUCAAGACAGGGUUUCAGAUCCCCCUUUACUUUGUGGUCCUCACUGUUUGAGAGAGGAAUAGAAGAUAACAGGAUCAGUUUUAGGUAGAAUGUAAGCAUUUCAUAUUCCACUGUUGAUCUGCAGCAAAACUGUGAUCUUUUUUUUUUUUAUCAUAUCGCCUUCUGUAAAAGUGAGAUCCAGCUAUUUCAGUUUUAAGAGUCGUGUUUACAGAAUAUUUUAUUUCGAAAUAAAAAAGGAUUUCCUGAUUAUUUAUUGCCCAUUUAAAAAGAGAAUGAAUUUAGUCCGCACUGAUACAACUCUAAAAAUGACGUUUUUGUGAAGUAUUGUUGGCAGGCAAGAACUCCUCUUCAUUUUUUUUUUUUUUUUGUUUAAAUUAUUUUGUCAUUUAUGUCAUUUUUUUGGCCAGUAGGAUAAGAGGAAUUGCUCUGCUGUACAGAUCCAUUCUGUAGAUGAACCUGACUGUUUGUGUAUAUCUUGUCUUCCUUUUAUGUUAAAAAUAUUUUAAAUAUAUUGAAACUCGUAUAGGUUACUAUUUUUUUAAGCACAAAAUUAUUAGUGUAUUAUUUGACGCUACAAUGUAAUGUAGCGUUGUAUAUUCUUGCUUUUUAAUUAUAUGUGAACUUUUAGAAACAGACAGUAAAUUUGCUCUUUAGAUGUAAACGCCUCUAAAUCUAAAUUAAAAUGCUUAACGAUAAUGUUUGAGUCACUCUCUUUUUUUCCUGCAAAUGCCUGCUUUCUUAUAACAUUGACUGUAUCAUUUUGUGCACACGCAGUAAUGGUGUAAAUUUCUAAAGCCAGGAAUUCUGGGGUCCAAAACUUCCGAAAUAAAGACGUUAUUCAAAGACAAA
Molecule: messenger RNA, 5086 nt
Organism: Carassius auratus (goldfish)
Lineage: Eukaryota; Metazoa; Chordata; Actinopteri; Cypriniformes; Cyprinidae
Product: phosphatase and actin regulator 4B-like
Exons: 14
Coding region: 956-3571 (871 amino acids)
Biological process (GO): neural crest cell migration; actin cytoskeleton organization
Molecular function (GO): actin binding
Source: RefSeq, a predicted model, not a curated record